Molecule: messenger RNA, 3191 nt
Organism: Nicotiana tabacum (common tobacco)
Lineage: Eukaryota; Viridiplantae; Streptophyta; Magnoliopsida; Solanales; Solanaceae
Biological process (GO): mitochondrion organization; RNA processing
Cellular component (GO): mitochondrion
Molecular function (GO): mRNA binding; protein binding
Source: RefSeq, a predicted model, not a curated record
AAAUGUUUUCUACUUUACAAAAUUUGCUGCUUACAAAAGUUCUGUUUCAACCUCAAGCUAUCACUCAAGCCUUUCUGACCGCUGCAGAAGCCAUAAGCGGUGGCGUCACAGGUGAUUUUCGACCCUCGUUCUAGGUUUAAAGUAUUACCCUUCACACCUUCUCUCAUAAAUCCAAUUUACACAACGUAAUUGCCACCUUUCUUGGUCUUAAUCGUCACCUCAGCUGCAUAUCUCUAUGGUCAGUUCAGAAUGAUGACUAGAAAGCAAAUAACAAAUCUCUGCAUUUAUUUUCAAGAACCCUUUAAUACCCAAAAUCGAAUUUUUAUCAAACACUUUUCAGCAGCAGCUACACUUUACUCAUCACAUACACAAAAAUUGGAUACCCAAUUAAGGUCCCUUUGUGAAAACCCUAAAAAAAACCAAUUAAUUAAUGCAUUUUCACUUUUUAACCAAAAUCUUGAUUUGGGUCAAAUCCCAUCAGAGUCAACUUGUAAUUUUCUUGUUGUAACUUUUGCAAAGAAUAAGGAUUACAAUCUUGCUUUAAGGGUGUACCAUAAAAUGAGAAAAGUUCAAGUCUUGCCUUGGUUUUUAUCAUUAGCUGCUUUGAUUGAAUGUUUUGUGUAUGUUCAAAACCCAAGAUUGGCAAUUGGUGUAUUGGCGUUGAUUUUCAAGAAUGGUUAUAAGGUUAAUGUGUAUAUUGUAAAUGUUAUAUUGAAGGGUUUAUGUGAAAAUGGUAUGGUUGUUAAGGCUAUUGAGUUUGCUUGUAGUUUGGAUAAGAAAGAGGUAACACCCGAUGUGGUUAGUUUAAACACCCUCAUGAGAGGACUUUGCAAAGAGAAGAAAAUAGAGGAGGCUCUGGAUUUGAGGUUUAGUAUGGAAAAUGUGGUGAGUUGUGGUCCGAACUCGUAUACGUAUAGCAUUUUGAUGGAGGGUCUUUGUUCCGAGGGUAGGUUGGACGAUGCGAUGGAGUUGUUGGAAGAGAUGAGAACGAAGGGUCUGGAAGCUGAUGUUGUCGUGUAUACUACACUUAUAAAUGGGCUUUGCAACAAAGGGUAUGUUAGUAGAGGGAAAGAACUUUUGAAUAAGAUGUUGGAGAAAGGAAUUUCUCCGAUUGUAGUCACUUAUUCGUGCUUAAUUAAUGGAUUUUGUAAGCAGGGCAAAUUGAAAGAAAGUACAAUGUUGUAUGAUGAUAUGUUGAACAGGGGAAUCCAGCCCGACAGUUUUAUGUUUGCGGGUAUGAUUGGUGCCCUCUGCACUAACGGGAGGGCUAAAAAAGCAAUGGAAUUGUUCAAUUUGAUUCUUGAUAGGGGUGAAGAGCCCGGAAAUAUAACUUACAAUAUUCUUCUUAGUGCACUAUGCAAGGAAGGGUCAUUGGCCGAUGCUUUUCACAUUUUAAAGGUGAUGAUAGCAAAAGGCAAGACACCCGACUUGGUCACUUACAAUACACUACUAAAAGGACUUUCUGAAAGUGGGAAAGUGGAUGAUGCAGUGACACUUUUCGAAUCGAUGUUGGGUGACGAGACUUAUGUUCAACCGAAUGUUAUUACAAUGAACGUAUUGAUACGCGGACUUUGCCGAGACGGCCAGCUUGAUAAGGCUGCAAAAAUUCAUAACAAGAUGGUUGAGAACAAGAGCCUAGCUGAUAUCGGAACCUUUACUGUACUUAUUGGAGCUUACUUAGAGGCAAACAAUGUUGUCAGAGCUUUGGAACUCUGGAAGCAGCUAAAUCAAUUGAAUUUUAUUCCCGAUUCAAUAACCUAUAACACUAUAAUUGAUGGAUUUUGCAAGCUAAAUGUGCUCAAUAUAGCAAAAGGUUUGUUUCUUAGAUUUAGAAAGAAUGGAUAUCAUCCGACUGCUUUUGACUACAACUCAUUGAUGGAUGCCUUGUGCAAAGAGGGUAGCUUGGAGCAAGCGACGGGGUUGUUUAAAGAAAUGUUAGAUGCAAAUUGUGAACCUGAUAUAGUCUCGUACAAUAUUAUCAUUCGUUCGACUCUCGAAGCAGGAAAUUUGCAAUCAGCCAAGGAGUUGCUUAUUGGUAUGAAUAGGAGGGGUUUGAAUCCCGAUGUAUUCACUUUCUCCAUAUUAAUAAAUAGGUUUUCGAAGCUAGGACAAUUGGAGGAGGCGAAAAAGUUAUUUGAGAUAAUGGAUGCUUCUGGCUUGGCAGACAUUACUGUGUAUGAUUGUUUACUCAAGGGUUUUAGUUUGAAUGGUCAAACAGGAGAAAUUGUUGAUUUGCUUCACAAAAUGGCUGCUAAGGGUAUUGAGCUAGACUCGAGAAUUACUUCAACUAUCUUGGAAUGUCUUUGUAAUUUUUCUGAAGAUAUUAAUGUGGAGGAACUGUUGCCAAAAUUUUCACAGAAAACCUCAGAAGGAUUUAGCAUUCCCUGUAGUGAAUUGUUGAUGAAGCUUCACAAGAGUAUCCCCAAGCUUCAGUUAGAUUCUGCUCAGUAAUAUAAUCUCACAUGCUUCUGGCAGCUCAAUAAUAUAAUCUCACAACACUCUUUCUUUCCCUCCAUCAUCGAAUUUCAAUGUUUCGCCUUCUUCCCCUUUACAUUAACGUUCCCUUCACAGCAAGAGUCCUCGAACCAUAACCUUAAUUCUCUCAUUCUUGUUGAAUUACCAGGUUAUAUCGUGCCAAUCAAGAAGUUGCUAAUUAGUCAUCCCCUGAUAAUUGAAGCCCCUGAUAAUUGAAGCAGUCUGAUCAUCUUCAAUGGGAUGAAUUUGUACCCAGCAACCAAUGUUGAAAGUGGAGGAUCAUAUGGCAUCAACAAUGAAAUUGCACGUCAUCGAAUGAUAAUCAAUGUAAAUCAACUUCAAUGGAAUGAAUUUGCAGCCAGCAAGUCCAAUUUUGCGAGGAUCACAUGGCAUCAACGAUGAAUUUGCAUGUCAUCGAAUGAUAAUCAAAGUAAAUCAACUUCAAGGGGAUGGAUUUCACAGCCAAGAGUGCGGCCGAGCAUCAAUGAAAUAGGAGAAAACUAUAGGAGACCAAGAUUCAAUUUCCAGCGGCGGAGAGGAAAAGAAAAUGCUAGGUACUUUCUUCUCAUUUGUUUAAGCUUUGAUGGACAGAGUUAAGCAUGUUUCUAUGCUGAUGGGAGAUACCAUAUACUCGUCGAGAUGUGGACAAGCUGGCUCGGACACAAAAAAGUAUAUUUCUUCUUCCGUGUGUUAAUUUAUUUGCACAUAUUACAUCU